Molecule: messenger RNA, 608 nt
Organism: Calidris pugnax (ruff)
Lineage: Eukaryota; Metazoa; Chordata; Aves; Charadriiformes; Scolopacidae
Gene: BUD31
Product: BUD31 homolog
Exons: 3
Coding region: 87-608 (173 amino acids)
Biological process (GO): mRNA splicing, via spliceosome
Cellular component (GO): nucleus; spliceosomal complex
Source: RefSeq, a predicted model, not a curated record
GCUUUCCUUUCGUUUUUUUCCAGUGGUUUUCAGGACAGUGAAGCACCCACGCGUUUGAGUGCAGGCAGACCCUCAUUCCCGAGGCCAUGCCCAAAGUGAAGAGGAGCAGGAAGCCUCCCCCGGAUGGCUGGGAGCUGAUUGAGCCAACGCUGGAUGAGCUGGAUCAGAAGAUGAGAGAAGCGGAGACCGAGCCUCACGAAGGGAAGAGGAAAGUGGAAUCCCUUUGGCCUAUCUUCAGAAUCCAUCACCAGAAAACACGUUACAUCUUUGAUCUCUUCUAUAAAAGAAAAGCCAUCAGCAGAGAGCUCUAUGAGUACUGCAUCAAGGAAGGAUACGCUGACAAAAACCUGAUUGCCAAGUGGAAGAAACAGGGUUAUGAGAACCUCUGCUGCCUGCGCUGUAUCCAGACGCGCGACACCAACUUCGGAACCAACUGCAUCUGCAGGGUCCCUAAAAGCAAGCUGGAAGUGGUAAGGGGUUUUUCAGCUUGUUCCUCUCCUUGCCUGGACCUUCUCAGUACCCGCUCUCGCUCCUCCCAGGUCAGGGACAGCAGAGGAGAUUUGGGGAGGGAAAAUGGAGGGAAAAGCUGGACUAGCUUUAACUGCUAG